Molecule: messenger RNA, 1580 nt
Organism: Sorghum bicolor (sorghum)
Lineage: Eukaryota; Viridiplantae; Streptophyta; Magnoliopsida; Poales; Poaceae
Product: chalcone synthase 1
Exons: 2
Coding region: 109-1305 (398 amino acids)
Biological process (GO): polyketide biosynthetic process
Molecular function (GO): acyltransferase activity, transferring groups other than amino-acyl groups
Source: RefSeq, a predicted model, not a curated record
CACGAUCGAGUUGGUACUACGAUAAGCUUUGCCACUAGUUAGCUUCGGUCUUGUAUUCUUGUUGCUGUUAGUUCUCUGUGUGCCAGCAGCAUCCGGCCGGUAGGAAAAAUGACGACUGGGAAGGUAACAUUGGAGGCGGUGAGAAAGGCGCAGCGCGCCGAGGGACCUGCUACGGUGUUGGCCAUUGGGACGGCGACACCGGCAAACUGCGUGUAUCAGGCUGACUACCCGGACUACUACUUCCGGGUCACCAAGAGCGAACACCUUACCGACCUCAAGGAAAAAUUCAAGAGGAUAUGCCACAAGUCGAUGAUUAGGAAGCGUUACAUGCAUUUGACUGAGGACAUCCUAGAGGAGAACCCCAACAUGAGCUCGUACUGGGCACCAUCCCUAGACGCACGCCAGGAUAUCCUGAUACAGGAGAUACCCAAGCUGGGCGCGGAAGCUGCAGAGAAGGCGCUCAAAGAGUGGGGCCAGCCACGUUCCCGGAUCACGCACCUCGUCUUCUGCACCACCUCCGGCGUGGACAUGCCUGGCGCCGACUACCAGCUCAUCAAGCUACUCGGUCUCUGCCCCUCUGUGAACCGAGCGAUGAUGUACCACCAGGGUUGCUUCGCCGGCGGAAUGGUGCUCCGUCUUGCCAAGGACCUUGCCGAGAACAACCGUGGUGCCCGGGUGCUCAUCGUGUGCUCCGAGAUCACCGUGGUCACGUUCCGGGGGCCCUCGGAGUCUCACCUUGACUCGCUUGUCGGCCAAGCUCUCUUCGGUGACGGCGCAGCUGCGGUGAUCGUCGGCGCAGACCCCAGCGAGCCUGCUGAGCGGCCAUUGUUCCAUCUAGUAUCAGCGAGCCAGACCAUUCUCCCAGACUCAGAGGGUGCCAUCGAGGGCCACCUCCGUGAGGUGGGGCUCACCUUCCAUCUCCAGGACAGGGUUCCACAGCUCAUCUCCAUGAACAUUGAGCGCUUGCUGGAAGACGCUUUCGCACCGCUUGGCAUCUCCGAUUGGAACUCCAUCUUUUGGGUGGCGCACCCUGGCGGUCCAGCCAUACUGAACAUGGUGGAGGCUAAGGUUGGCCUUGACAAGGCCAGAAUGUGUGCCACCCGCCACAUCCUGGCAGAGUAUGGCAACAUGUCAAGCGUUUGUGUCCUCUUCAUCCUUGAUGAGAUGCGAAACAGGUCUGCCAAGGACGGACACACCACAACUGGGGAGGGUAUGGAGUGGGGUGUCCUCUUCGGCUUCGGCCCCGGCCUCACCGUCGAGACCAUCGUUCUUCACAGCGUUCCCAUCACCACAGUGGCUGCAUGACCGCUGUGUGCAUGUUGCUCCGGGUGACGCGUGUGCAUGGCUAUUCACCUUUACACUUUACAGUUUAUUUUGGUUUCUCACACAAAUAAUGUACUGCGGCUUCUAUGUGCCGUGCUGUGUGGGUGCUUGCUGUUUGUCUUUACACGAAUACCUGAGAUAUCUGUGCUAGUGUUAAAUGAAUAAAACAUGUACAAGUCAACACAGUGCAGUGGUUAUAAUAAUUUAUUAAUACCAUGUGCCCCUAAUAUUAUACUCGAUCCCUCCAUUCCAAAUUA